Pipra filicauda (Wire-tailed manakin) is the source of this 3512-nucleotide messenger RNA. It is a transcript of the gene INTS9, whose product is annotated as integrator complex subunit 9. Gene Ontology annotation, cellular component: integrator complex. Bases 51 to 2051 code for a protein of 666 amino acids. NCBI's taxonomy places the organism in Eukaryota, Metazoa, Chordata, Aves, Passeriformes, Pipridae. Gene Ontology annotation, biological process: snRNA processing. The transcript has 17 exons. The record is from RefSeq and is a predicted model, not a curated record.
GCAGGAAGGGGGGGGCAGGAUUGUCCCGGUAAAUAGAACCGGGGGACGCGAUGAAGCUGUACUGCCUGUCAGGACAUCCCACCUUGCCAUGCAACGUGCUCAAGUUCAAAUCCACCACCAUCAUGCUGGACUGUGGGCUGGACAUGACGUCCACCCUCAACUUCCUGCCGUUGCCUCUGGUCCAGAGCCCCAGGCUGUCCAAACUUCCUGGUUGGGUUUUGAAAGAUGGAAGCACUUUUCUGGACAAGGAGCUCAAGGAGUGCUCUGGCCACGUGUUUGUGGACUCGGUGCCUGAGUUCUGCUUGCCAGAGACUGAACUGCUUGACCUCUCCACAGUGGAUGUGAUCUUGAUCUCCAACUAUCACUGCAUGAUGGCACUGCCCUACAUCACAGAGUACACAGGGUUCACUGGCACAGUCUAUGCCACCGAGCCCACUGUUCAAAUUGGCAGACUCCUCAUGGAAGAACUGGUGAACUCCAUUGAACGCGUGCCAAAGGCUCAGUCUGCCUCCAUGUGGAAGAACAAGGAGGUGCAGAGGUUGCUGCCGGCGCCGCUGAAGGACGCGGUGGAGGUGUCCAUGUGGAGGAAGUGCUACACCAUGCCAGAAGUGAAUGCAGCCCUCAGUAAGAUCCAGCUCGUGGGGUAUUCCCAGAAAAUUGAGCUGUUUGGUGCUGUGCAGGUCACCCCCCUGAGCUCGGGCUACGCUCUGGGAAGUUCCAACUGGAUCAUCCAGUCGCACUAUGAGAAGGUUUCCUACGUUUCAGGAUCUUCUCUACUUACAACACACCCUCAGCCCAUGGACCAGGCUUCUCUUAAAAACAGUGAUGUUCUCAUCCUGACGGGUCUGACCCAAAUCCCCACCGCCAACCCCGAUGGAAUGGUGGGAGAGUUCUGCAGCAACUUGGCGAUGACUGUCCGGAACGGAGGGAACGUGCUGGUUCCCUGUUAUCCCUCUGGAGUGAUCUACGACCUGCUGGAGUGCCUGUACCAGUACAUUGACUCUGCAGGGCUCUCCAAUGUCCCUUUUUAUUUCAUCUCACCUGUUGCCAACAGCUCCCUGGAGUUCUCCCAGAUCUUUGCCGAGUGGUUGUGUCAUAACAAACAAACAAAGGUGUAUCUUCCAGAACCUCCUUUUCCCCAUGCUGAGCUCAUUCAGACAAACAAAUUGAAGCAUUAUCCCAGCAUCCAUGGGGACUUUAGCAAUGACUUCAAGCAGCCCUGUGUUGUGUUCACUGGGCAUCCCUCUCUGAGGUUUGGGGACGUGGUGCAUUUCAUGGAGUUGUGGGGAAAAUCCAGCUUGAACACUGUCAUCUUCACAGAGCCUGAUUUCUCUUACCUGGAUGCUCUGGCUCCGUAUCAGCCCUUGGCAAUGAAAUGUGUUUACUGUCCCAUUGACACAAGGCUCAAUUUUAUUCAGGUGUCUAAAUUACUCAAAGAAGUCCAGGACACGGCUCCUCCUGUUUUGCAGCCCCUGCACGUGGUGUGCCCGGAGCAGUACACGCAGCCCCCGCCCACCCAGUCGCACCGCACGGACCUGAUGGUGGACUGCCAGCCCCCGGCCAUGUCCUACCGCCGCGCCGAGGUGCUCACCCUGCCCUACAAGCGCCGCUACGAGAAGAUCGAGAUCAUGCCAGACCUUGCAGAUUCCCUCGUGCCCUUGGAGAUCAAGCCUGGCAUUUCCUUGGCAACAGUCUCUGCUGUGCUGCACACCAAGGACAACAAGCACGUGCUGCAGCUCCCUCCAAAGCCUCCCCAACCUCCUGCCAGCAAGAAGAGGAAGCGAGUGAGUGAUGAUGUGCCGGAGUGUAAAGCUCUGAAGUCGUUGCUGAGCGGCUCCAUUCCUGUGGACCAGUUUGUGCAGACUCUGGAAAAGCACGGGUUCAGCGACGUGAAGGUGGAGGACACGGCCAAGGGCCACAUUGUCCUGCUGCAGGAGGCCGAGACCCUCAUCCAGCUCGAGGAGGACUCCACACACAUCAUCUGUGACAAUGAUGAGCCUCUGAGGGUCAAACUGAGAGACCUGGUCCUCAAAUUCCUGCAGAAGUUUUAGCUCCUGGACAUCCCACUGCUCCUGCAAGGAGAGAGCCCAGAGCGGGGAGACUCAGAGCUCUCUGGUGAGAGAUUGGAUUUGGGGAUUCAAAGAGAACAAGAAACCACCUUCCCCUUCAUGGAGAAGCAAGGAAGUAUUUUUAAUAUUUGCCUAUUUUUUAAAUCUUAUUUUCAAGCUGUUUUGGAAUACUUUGGAGGAGAUCCCUGUUGUGUAAAAUUGGGAGUUGGAAUAUUCCAGGAGCCACGAACUGCAGAGUGAAUUAACUCCAGUGCGUGUGAACAGCACCAGGGUAAACUGCUGCUCCUCUGUGUGACCCUCAGCAGUGUCUGCCCCCGUCCUUCCCCUGACAAAACUCUGUAGGAAUAUGGAAACAAUGGCCUGAGAGAUUUGUUUUUCCUCCCACUGUUUCUUCCCAGUCACCAGAUCCAGUUUUUCCUGUCCUCCAUCCACAUUGGACACGUGUACUGCACUGGCACGAGGAGGAUCAGAAAGCUGGUGAGGCAAAGAUUGUAGAAAUAAAAGCAGAAAAGGGGGGUCUGAUGGACAUGUGGAAUAUGGGAAGGGCCUGGCCAUUCCCUGCACAAGCAGAGGGAUGUUGGAAAAGCUUUAUCCUUUAGGAAUUCCAGGUGUUUGUUGAUGCUGCAGCUUCACCUCUUAUAACCACAUCUGUCCACGGAGCUCCAAGCUCUUCACUGAGCCAAACUAAAGCUGGUUCCUGCUGGUUUCCUCCAUCAUCAGGGGAGGAAAUACCUCAGGAAGACACUUAGGGGAGUCCAUAAAGUGGUUACAUUCCUAGUGCUCAUAAAAAACCUUGGAGAUUUAAGUGCCUCUUGUUUCUACCUUCCAAAAAACUGUCCUUCCAGCCCCCACAUCCCAAAUCCUGGGUGGAACACUGAGUCAUUCACACAAAGCCACCUGUACUGCAGACCUGGGGAGGGUUUUCCCUCCCCAAAUCACAUAUUUUGGGGGCCUAAACUUAGUCAAUAGUUUUGCUUUCACAGGCGACCGAUUUCUGGGAUUUACGGCUGUUUGGUUUUUAUUGGGUUGUUUUGUAUUUAUUUGGUGUCAAAAAAAUAAAAAGCAUUAGUGAGACUGCCAAGGGGGAAGCACAUCCCAGGGUUUGUAAAAGCAUCUCCAUGCCCAUUCCACAUCCACUGUGUCCUGUGAAACACAACUGCUCCUUCAGUCGAUGGCUUUGGGGUGGUUGGGGCAGGGCAAGAACAGCCCUGCAAUAAAACCCUUUUGCCACUGGAAUUCCCACAUCCCAUUAAGGAUUUCUGGUGGACUGGAUGCACAGAUCCCAGCAUCCACACCUUCACUUUGUGUGUGAGAAACAGGAUCAUGAAUGGGAUAAAACACUUGUUGCAGUAACAUGAAUCCUCCUGAGGGUUUUGCAGCAUUUGCAGCAGCUCAGCUUCUUCACUGUCACUUAAAGAUGGAAUAAAAGAAUUGGGAAUAUUU